Messenger RNA from Suillus discolor, 465 nucleotides. RefSeq lists its product as uncharacterized. NCBI's taxonomy places the organism in Eukaryota, Fungi, Basidiomycota, Agaricomycetes, Boletales, Suillaceae. The record is from RefSeq and is a predicted model, not a curated record. The transcript has 3 exons. The annotation marks the transcript as partial.
AACUCCCAUGAGGUUGAUGAAGCAAAGGAAGCUCAUGACCGUGAAGUUGUAAAAUUGGUUCAUGAUCAAGCUAUCAAAACAGCCAGGAAGGUGAACAUCAUAAUGUCGAAGUCACAGGAACUCGAAGCUCUCGGGUUGUUUCCCAAGGUGGCUGGUCUAGCCCAUAAAGUGCAUGAAAGCACAACUUUGCAGGAGGAGUUUGAGAAGACUGUUAUAUACAAACGUGGUGAAGACAGUCAAAAACGGCGUCUUGAUCGACGUGUUCCUACCUGCUGGAACUCUGAUUUUGCGUGUCUCUGCACACAUCUCCAUUUCAAGGAGGAGGUCCAGUUAUUCAUGACACAGAACAAUUUACUAGACUAUGCUCUUACACCUGCACAAUGGAAGCUAGCUGAGCACUUGAUGCCCGUCCUUGAGAUUUUCAAUGAGCUCACAAACUUAUUCUCAAAGGCUAAUGUGCCAUUG